AUGCAAGCGGUUCGAAGUUUAUAUUGCCCGAUAACGAUUCAAUGAUUAGAUAUGAAAAGGCCGUUCUAAGAAAGAUACAAACAUUACACAAGCUCGGAAAUUGGUCAUUGAGAAUAAAAUCAAAGGCGUAAACAAUGGUCAUCGGACUAACUUUAACGUGCCUAAUAUUAAGUGGCAUUUCAAAAGCGAGUGCCGUUCAAAUAUGCUGCAGCCCCAAUUCAAAACUUCUCAAAUACCGCGAAUCGAAUAGCUCGGAAAUAUUCCAGUGUGCUUCCGCUGAAAGCAACCUCAAAGAAUUUCCGGAUACAACUCAAGUGAUAGGCGAAGUGAUAGCCCCAAAGGGCCUCGGUUUAGAGUUACCAAAUGACUCAAACAAGUUACCAAAGUGCAAAAGCUACACGAACCAAAAUACAAGCGAACUAAGUGAAAGUACUUUGUAUUUGGGAAAUAACUCAUGCGUUGCGCUGUUAAACAACAAACGUCUCGUUAGUCUAACUUGUGAAUUCGAAAAGAAUGUGCCGUCUCAAAGUGUUGAAUUUGUAAACAAGUGCUGCCCACAGGGAUUUAUUUACGUUUCCGAAAAUAAUACGUGCAUACUUGGCGAAAACGAUUUCUUUGUUUAUUCUUCUAUCAUCAGCAGUCCAAUUAUAUUUCUUGAUAGCACCCUGCACUGCUCCGACAACAAAGUUUUGGUGGAAUAUAUUGUGUCUUCGGCAAUAGUGCAAUUCAAUAACAACUCGUUGGUUUGGAGAGAUGGAUCAAACAGUUUGCCGGCAUCAAAGUUUUGCAUCGAAGCUCUUUACGACUUCGAUGCUCCAGCAACUAGAAAAGUAUCGGAUCAAAAAUAUCUGGUUCGGGGAUGUCAGGAACCAAAAAUUUGCCAAAGAUUGCCGUGUAUUAGACGAUGCUGUGCCGAAGGUGAAAUGUAUGCCAAAGGGAAUUUCAGUACCUACUGUAAACAUGAUGGGACUGAUAUGAAAUUCGAGGGUUUUCAGAACCUGAACAUAAACGCAAACUUCUCAAAGCCUUCAGAUUUCGGCAUUGUUCACGGCUUACAGUGCCAAAAAUUUCGAUUGGAUCCAGAUAAUUUUCCAGAUGAUGCGCAUACAAUCAGUUCUGCCAAUGCCUCCCUUAUAAUUCAAAACACUUUGAAAAUGUAUACAAAUACUCAAUAUUGUUUGGAAAGGGUCAGACCCAAUCAAAAGCUUUACACAUUUCUAUGUUUUGAUACAAAGGUAGUGGGCAGUGAUCGAAUUCGAUUUAAAAUGUACCCCAUUGGACUUCUCAUAUCUUGUUGCUUUUAUGCACUAACUUUAAUUGUUUACAUAUCAAUUGCAAAAUUACGAAACCUUCCUGGAAAAAUCCUAAUUUGUCUUGUAAGCAGUUUGUUUUCGGCAUAUCUUGGCAUAGCUUUGGGUCAAUUGAAGCCCACUUCCAAUGACGACAUCUGUUUCUUUUCUGGCUUUUUCGUUUAUUUUUGUUUAAUGGCUGCAUUUUCGUGGAUGAAUAUUACCUCAUUUGACAUAUGGAAAACAUUCGGUUCAACCAAAAUUAAAAGUUGCGAAAAAAGUGACCUGAGAAGACAAUUUAUUUGGUACUCUUGUUACGGUUGGGGACUACCCACUUUGCUAACCACAAUUACAAUAGCAUUUACUAAAUCGGACAUAUUACCGGACGUAGUUCGACCAAAUUUUGGACACGGUCGUUGCUGGUUUACAUAUGAUUCUUUUGGAUCAGCUAGCCUACUAUUUUUCUCAGGCCCAGUUGGAAUUCUUUUUAUAUUCAACUUGGUGUUGUUCGUGCUUACGAUGAAAUAUUGUAACAAAGUGAAAAAUGAGAUUUACAAGAUGCAAAGUUUAAACAGUGAUAAGCCAGUACUGAAAAGACGGUUUUUUCAAGACAAAACCAGAUUUGUUAUGAAUACAAAAUUAUGCUUUGUAAUGGGCAUCACAUGGCUUUUGGAAAUUGUAAGCAUUUUGUUUUACGACCAUAAAAAAACGUUUUUCUGGACCAUCAGCGAUUCGUUCAAUGUGCUCCUUGGAAUAUUUGUUUUUAUCAUAUUUGUUUUCAAACGGAGAAUUUAUAAUGAAAUUUUGUUUAAGUUUGGCUUGCAGUCAAGCCCCAGCACGAUAUCGACCAGAAAUCGCGUUGGCUUGACGAAAUCAUAUGCCCCAACUAGCACAGCAAUGACAACGCUGAGAUCUUCUCCAGGAAGUUGUGAACAAAUUCGAAAAAACUCAACAAAGCCCGAAAGUGAAAUUAUGCUUUAGAUUGUUAAAUAACUUAUUAUUAACUAUUUAUAAUUUGUACAACCUUAUUGUAACUAGUCCCUCAAAUUAAACAUUAACAAUAUCUGUAUAAUUUAGCUGUGAACCGAAAUAUUAAGUUAAUAAGUAAUGAAAAUUAAUCAAAACAGUGGCAAAUAUACGAUUUCAACAAAAUACUUUUUUCUUAAAAAAAU
Drosophila gunungcola (fruit fly) is the source of this 2461-nucleotide messenger RNA. It is a transcript of the gene mthl15, whose product is annotated as G-protein coupled receptor Mth2. The coding region runs from base 135 to 2270 and encodes 711 amino acids. NCBI's taxonomy places the organism in Eukaryota, Metazoa, Arthropoda, Insecta, Diptera, Drosophilidae. Gene Ontology annotation, cellular component: membrane. The transcript has 7 exons. Gene Ontology annotation, biological process: cell surface receptor signaling pathway; G protein-coupled receptor signaling pathway. The record is from RefSeq and is a predicted model, not a curated record. Gene Ontology annotation, molecular function: G protein-coupled receptor activity.